AGCGCUACGCCGCGCCACGAACCCGGCGACCCGAGUUCGAUUCCCGCUCAGAGCCAACACCGGUGACGAUUGAUCAGAACCGGAUCCCUGGGCCUCCCCUAGGUCGACUCGGCCUCAAACGAGUGUACCUGGCGUAGCGUUGUGUGUAGUAAACAUCGUCACUGGGGAGACAAAGGCGGCCGGGCGUAGUGCUGGCCACCCACCCCCCCUCGUGUGGCCUUCACAGGUGUCGCUAACAGCACUUGCCCCGACAGUCUGUAGAGGCUACACGGGGCACCUUUGUCUUUGUGAACGAGUAGGCCUGAGACGGAGGUGAGGGGGAGAUCCUCACCAGCUGCUCACCAGCCGUCUCACUCGCCUAUGGACAUGGCCGAAAGACCCCCUCCAGCCACGGUUCUACCGCAUGAAAGACCAAGACCCCAACGAAAUGCAAACACUCAGCCCCGCCCGCCUCUCGCCCCGUGUCUCACCCCGUGUCUCGCCCCGUGUCCUCCUCCUCCUCCUCUCCCCGUGUCCCCGCGUCCGCCCCGCGUGUCGCCCCGCCGCUCAGCGCGCCGACAGAAGCGCGCCCUGCAGCGCCGUCUCCUCUGCGCCGUCAUCGUCGUCCUCUCCAUGGCGGCAGUCGGAGUCGGCAUCUUCCUCGCCGUCUACUACCUCUACUACAAGCAGACGGCGGCGUGCGCCUUCGGCAACUGCGGAGAGCCAGCCAUCAACAGAAGCAUCAUGGCUGUGAGCUGCGAUGGCACGCGGAACACAGUCGCUUCAUCUUGCAUGCGAGUGUGGGACUCCACCCACGUGCUCCAGGUGUUCGUGCCGGGGCCCCACGGGCCGUGGGGCUUCGUCUGCUCAGACGGCUGGAGCGGCGCCCUCUCCCGCUACAGCUGCAGCAACAUGGGCUACAACAGUGUUGAGGGUGCCGAGGCGGUGGACGUGGCCACUCUGGGCCUGAACUCGUCCUCCACGUUCCUCAGGGCCGACCCCGCGGUCAACCCGGACUCCACCACCGCCACCGUCGCAAAGCUCUUCCAGACGUGGGAGACCUGUGGCACUGGCAAGGUCAUCACUCUGCAGUGCUUGGCGUGUGGUGUGGGAGCCCCCCUGGACAGCUCGCGAGUGGUGGGGGGCCGCCCGGCGGCGGGGGGCCGCUGGCCGUGGCAGGUGUCGCUGCACUACGACGCGUCGCUCGUUUGCGGCGGCUCCAUCGUGGCGCCCUCCUGGGUGGUGACCGCCGCUCACUGCGUCGUGCACAACCCGUUGCCAGGCCUGUGGAAGGCGUACGCCGGCCUGGUGGAGCAGCCGUCCAUGAUCGCCCCGUACCUGGUGGUGGACAAGGUCUACUUCCACUCGCUCUACGACGCCCAGUCCUCCGACUACGACGUCGCCCUGCUGCGUCUGCAGGGCCCAGCACACUUCUCUGCCUCCGUGUCGCCCGUGUGUCUCCCCGGAGCCGAGUUCGACUCGCCCCCGGGGAAGAUGUGCUGGAUCACGGGCUGGGGCCGAACCGACGAACACACGAACGCGGUGUCCCCCGCGCUGCAGGAAGCCCGCGUGCCGCUCCUCUCCAUGGCGCUCUGCAACUCGGGCAGCUACUACCGCGGCGCCAUCACCCCUCGCAUGGUGUGUGCUGGGUACGAGCAAGGGGGCAUCGACGGGUGCCAGGGAGACAGCGGUGGUCCGCUGGUGUGUCCCGGAGCGUCUCGCUGGCUACUCACCGGCGUGACGAGCUGGGGGGACGGCUGUGGUCACGCCCGGCGUCCUGGCGUCUACUCCCGCGUCUCCACCCUGCUGCCCUGGCUUCACAACGUCAUGCAGACGGAGAGAACUUGACGGUGGAGACCGUGGAGCGGUGGACACGCGGUGGAGUGGUGGAGCGGUGGACAUCGUGGGGAGCGGUGGAGCGGUGGAGCGGUGGACACCGUGGGGAGCUCAGGGGGCGCCGGCUCGACGGGUUCUCACCGGGCCGGCACGCACACGCACACACGUGUACACACACGUGUACACACACGUGUACACACACUCACACAUGCUCACGCACGCACGUGUGUACACGCACAUGCACUCGUGUACACACACGCACGCACACGUGUGUACACACACACACACACGUGUACACACGCUCACACAUGCUCACGCACGCACACAUGUACACGCACACGCACGCAUGCACACGUGUGUACACACACACACGCACGUGUACACACGCUCACACACGCGUGUACACACACACACGCACGUGUACACACGCUCACACACGCUCACGCACGCACGUGUGUACACGCACACGCAGGGAGAAGCGCAACCGAAAUGCGCCGACGAAGUUUACAAGUCGUCUCCACGUUGUUUUGAAGCGACUUAAUUUGUAUUUCACUUCCUUUCCUGUUUGCACAAAACGUCUCGCGCCGCGCCGCGCCGCGUCGUCCCGCACGGCGCCGCGUCGCCAGCGACGUCGUCACCAGCGACGUCUCGGCAGCCGCGGUCGUCGCUGUUUUAACUUUUAGAUUCGGAAACGUGGACCGGUGAAGAGAUGG
Lethenteron reissneri (Far Eastern brook lamprey) is the source of this 2528-nucleotide messenger RNA. RefSeq names its product serine protease 33-like. The record is from RefSeq and is a predicted model, not a curated record. Gene Ontology annotation, molecular function: serine-type endopeptidase activity. Lineage: Eukaryota; Metazoa; Chordata; Hyperoartia; Petromyzontiformes; Petromyzontidae. Gene Ontology annotation, cellular component: membrane. Gene Ontology annotation, biological process: proteolysis.